ACUAGAAGCAGACAACUCUAGAGCAGUGAAAUGGCAUUAUUGGACAAAGCAACCAGCAAUAAUAUCAUCACUAACUUUUUUAUUAAACAAAAUGCAAUAUGAUGAUGUUCAAAGAUUUGAUAUAAGGAAGAAAAAGAAAGAGGCCUUUGGCUUUUCCAUUCUGCUUUUUUAUAGCCAAGAAGACAGGAGACCUGGGAGACUUUAUUACAGGCAAAGUGAUAUGGGAAGAACGUAUUGGUACAAGGAUGUCCUACCAUGCACCGCCAUGGUUGCAGUCGAGUGCUCCAACGUAGUCAUAAACAUUCUAUUCAAAGCUGCUUCUUCAAAGGGGUUGAGCUACUACACCUUCCUCGCCUACUGCUACACUUUAGCGACCAUUGUUCUCCUCCCUGUAACCUUCUUCUUAAUCAGCAAAUCAGGGUUUCCUCCAUUUAAGUUCCCUCUCAUCUCUAGACUUUGCGUUCUUGGUCUUGUUGGGUUUUCAGGUCAAGUAUGUGUAUAUAAAGGUUUAGAAUUUGGCUCCCCAACUCUUGCUUCAGCCAUCAGCAACCUCAUACCAGCUUUUACGUUCGUACUUGCUGUCUUUUACAGGAUGGAAAAGGUAGAAUUGAGAAGCUCAAGCACUCAAGCUAAAAUCCUUGGCACCAUAGCAUCAAUAUCUGGUGCAUCUGUGGUUGUUCUUUACAAGGGCCCCAUAGUUCUUUCUUCUCCACAUUUGACCUCAUCAUCUGUAUUAAUUCAACGGCCUCUGGGAUCACCACAAUCAAAUUGGGUGAUUGGUGGGCUCUUACUUGCAAUGGGAUAUCUUUUUUAUUCAUUCUGGUAUAUUAUUCAGUCACAAAUUAUGAAGAUAUAUCCAGAAGAAAUGAUUGUAACUUUCAUCAACAACUUGUCCUUGGUCAUUUUUUUUGUACCAUUAUGCUUAAUAGCAGAAUCAAACAAGAGUUCCUGGAGACUAGGACCUAGUAUAGUAGUUGCUUCUAUCCUGUACUCGGGAAUUUUUGCAUUAUCCUUCAGCAGUGCUGUACAUUCAUGGGGUGUACGCUUGAAAGGGGCUGUGUAUGUUACAAUCUUCAGGCCAUUGUCAAUUGUCAUUGCAGCAGUUAUGAGUGCCAUGUUCCUUGGUGAUGCAUUGUUUCUUGGAAGUGUCAUUGGGGCAUUAAUCUUAUCUGCUGGGCUUUAUGCUGUAUUAUGGGGAAAAGCACAAGAAGAAGAAAUGACUUUUGAUGAUUCAGGGUCAAGUAGCUUUGGACCCUCGUCCAAUUGUAAUGUCUCUUUGUUGCAAAGCCACAAUGAUGAAGAAAUGUAGCUCAAAAGUUUUAUCAGAAAAACAAUAGCUAGCGGUUUACUUUUUACUACAUUGUUCAAUGUAAUUUUCCCCUCAUUUGAAUGCUAAAAAAUCUAAGAAUUCAUUAAAAUGCGUGAAGAAAAAAUGGGAACCAAAAGGUUUCUUUGAUAUCAAACAGUUGGGAAUCUAGCUUGUUUCUUUAGGUCCAUCCAUUUCACUUUCAUGUAUGUAUUGACAAUUACAGCUUGGCCCAAACAACGCCUUCUAGUUAAAAACUCAGUUGCCCCUGCUAAUGAUAGAAGGGCCCUCCAAUAAUGAAGGAUUAUGUAGGUUAGAAGUUGUUUAUUGUAUGUUCCAGGGAUAUCGUCCUUUCUGAAUUGUUUUUCUGAUACAAGUAUCACAUAUGUUAAAUUUCAUGGCUGUCAUGUUCAGUACAACCUUUAUAUUCAAGCUAAUUUUAUAAUUUUGUCAAAUGAUACCGUUUGUCUUACCUACAUUAUUUGCUUAUUAGUUUAAUUUUGAUGAUUGAAAUAAAAUUAUAACCAGACCAAGCAUUUUGAAAUGAUGAGUUCAACUAUACAUAGAUAUGUUCACGGGAAUUACAAAAUGUGUUUGAGCAAAACCACAAGCUGUCCAAUAACAUGAUCAAAUAUAAUCAUCCUUCCUCCAUUCCUUCAAUGGAGGCAAUUAACACCAUUCACCACCAACC
Durio zibethinus is the source of this 1997-nucleotide messenger RNA. Its product is annotated as WAT1-related protein At5g40240-like. Gene Ontology annotation, molecular function: transmembrane transporter activity. Gene Ontology annotation, cellular component: membrane. Lineage: Eukaryota; Viridiplantae; Streptophyta; Magnoliopsida; Malvales; Malvaceae. The record is from RefSeq and is a predicted model, not a curated record.